UUAGUACGCUCGAUCGUGUGUACGGGCACGUAUGCUCGUCCCGUAGCCCCGUUUCGUUCGCGGUUUUAACGAAUGUGAGCGAACAUGAGCGACAAGAGGAGGAUUCCGCCGAGGAAACGGCAUAUUGAGUUGUCGACCAGAUCCCGGGAUUCCAGGGAGAUUGGAGAGCCCAGGGAGUCGGUUAGGCAACCUAGGGAGACCAGGACCAGGGAACCUAGGGAUGUUAGGGAUACGAGGGAGUCCAGGGAGUCUAAGGAGUUUGUCAGAGAGUCGAGGGAGCCUAAGGACUUUGUGAGAGAGUCCAGAGAGCCCAAAGAGUUUGCAAACGUGAGAGAAUCCAGGGAACCUUUUGGAAAUAUGAGGGAGUCCAAGGAGACCAUCAGGGAAGCUAGGCAACUCAGGGAGAGUCCAGAAUUCACCAAAGAACCCAGGGAACCCACCAGGCCUCCCAGGACCAGGGCAUCGAAUGGAACCGUCGAACGAAACGUGAAUCGUGCCGAAAAAGUACCGAUGACGACCCUCGAUGAGAACGUGAACCGUGUCCCACGGCUGUACACAAACGAAUCAGCGGACUUGGGUUGGCGAAGGAGAAUAGAACUCGUCUCGAUGAAGGACGACAUCACAUCGGAAAACACAUCGGAAACGAAAUCGGAAAAUAUACCAGAAUCAGGAAAACCUGUGGCAAUUGUACUUGCCCAUCCGGACCACACGUUCGAAUUGAACGAAAAUGCCCUGGCAGAAAUUCUCCUUCAGAAUGAUAUUAAGGACAGAAGCGUGGUUGUUGUAUCGGUAGCAGGAGCCUUCAGAAAAGGAAAAAGCUUCCUGCUCGACUUUUUCCUUCGAUACAUGAAUAACAAGUACGAUAAGAACAACCACACCGACUCCUGGUUGGGCAACGACGACGAGCCCCUGAAGGGAUUCUCAUGGAAAGGUGGUUCCGAGCGAGACACGACAGGGAUAUUAAUGUGGUCGAAGGUGUUUCGCGGUACUCUGCCAGACGGUGAAAGGGUAGCAGUGAUCCUGAUGGACACCCAAGGUGCUUUCGAUAGCCAGUCAACGGUGAAAGAUUGCGCGACCGUGUUUGCCUUAAGUACAAUGUUGUCGUCCGUGCAGAUUUAUAAUCUGUCGCAGAACAUCCAAGAGGAUGAUCUUCAACACUUGCAACUGUUCACCGAGUACGGUAGACUCGCGUUAGAGACUUCCGGCCGUAAGCCGUUUCAGAAGCUGCAAUUCUUAGUGAGAGACUGGAGUUAUCCGUACGAGGCGAAAUACGGUGCCGAGGGUGGUAAUCAGAUACUGCAGAGGCGAUUGGAAAUUUCUGAUAGCCAACACCCGGAACUACGUAGUCUAAGAAAGCAUAUCAGAUCUUGCUUCUCGGAUAUAUCUUGCUUCCUGAUGCCACAUCCGGGACUGAACAUUGCCACCAACCCUCACUUCGACGGUAGAUUGUCGGAGAUCCAGCCGGAAUUUAAGCAACAGCUCAAAGUAUUGAUACCGAUGCUGUUGGCGCCGGAGAAUUUAGUCACGAAGAAAAUCGACGGGCAGGUCGUUAAAGCCAAGGAUCUUUUGGAGUACUUUAAAAGUUAUAUGAAGAUCUAUCGAGGAAACGAGCUCCCUGAACCGAAAAGCAUGUUAGUGGCGACAGCGGAGGCAAACAACUUAGCCGCAGUAACGGAAGCCAAGGAAUUAUAUAUGCGAUCAAUGGAAGAUGUUUGCGGAGGAAAGAAACCAUACGUGGCUACGGUGUAUCUCGAAACGGAACAUCAGCGUUGCGUUGACAAGGCCAUUAACAUGUUUCAGAAUAAAAGAAAAAUGGGCGGUGAUGAGUUUAGCCAAAUGUAUAUGCGCAGAUUGAGGAAGGAUAUGGAGACAGCUUUCGACCAAUUUAAGUCUCAGAAUGAAAGUAAAAAUGUUUUCAAAUCAGCACGAUCUGCGGCGGUUUAUUUCAUUAUUGUUAUCGUUGCGUACCUUUCAUCUGCGUUGUUUGCUUUCACGGGUUUAUACACGAUGGCGAAUAUAUGCGGCUGCGUCGUUUGGAUUUGUAUAGUGACGCUUAUUGUAUGGGCAUACAUUAGAUAUAGCGGUAAUUAUGGACAAAUGGGUGGUUUAAUAGAUGAUGUGGCUAAUAUUAUCUGGAAUAACGUGACGAUGGCAGGGGAUGCAUUUAUUGUACUUCUAUUUGUUAUAGCUAUUGCUACAUCAGUGUAUUCGCAAUAUUCAGCAUCUAAUUACAUUUCUUCUUCUUCACCACCUUCUCCCUUCCAUCCUCUUGCUACUUGUAAACAAACAUUCUACCGUUUUUUAGAAACCUUAUAUUCCCUGCAAAAGAUUAGUUUUGAUAUAUUUUCUAGCCUGUAUAAUUUGUUCAAUUACUAUAAAUGAUUUUACGCAUAGCUCAAUUCUUAACGCAUAUCUAUUUUUUAUUUUUUGUACGUUCGUUUUUCUAUUGUUUAAGAUUAUCAUUUUCGAUUAUAUCAAUUCGACCUUUAUUUUUUGUUUUUAUUGUAAGCUGAAUAUUAACUGGAGUAAAUAUGCAAGAGGUAUGAGUUUACACAUAGUUCAAAUAUAUAUAACUUGUAACUUUCAUUUCUUACAUAUUUCAAUAUUCAAGACAUUUUAUUAUGCAUAUUCAGAAAAUUAGUACAAUGAUACGUAUUUGUAAUUGAACAGAGCAAUUGCCAUCCUCAGUCUUCAUGCUGUUUCAUAUUUAUGUUGUGUUAAUUUAUAUACACCUAUUUUUUUUUCUUACGAUAAUACUGAAUGUUA
Messenger RNA from Megachile rotundata (alfalfa leafcutting bee), 2766 nucleotides. It is a transcript of the gene atl, whose product is annotated as atlastin GTPase. NCBI's taxonomy places the organism in Eukaryota, Metazoa, Arthropoda, Insecta, Hymenoptera, Megachilidae. Gene Ontology annotation, molecular function: GTPase activity; GTP binding. The record is from RefSeq and is a predicted model, not a curated record.